AGUCAUGCAGGAAAACCUCAGAUUUGCUUCAUCAGGAGAUGAUAUUAAAAUAUGGGAUGCUUCAUCUAUGACAUUGGUGGAUAAAUUCAACCCCCACACGUCACCACAUGGAAUCAGUUCAUUAUGUUGGAGCAGCAAUAAUAACUUCCUAGUGACAGCAUCUUCCAGUGGUGACAAAAUAGUGGUGUCAAGUUGCAAAUGCAAACCCGUUCCGCUUUUGGAGCUUGCUGAAGGGCAAAAGCAGACAUGUGUCGAUUUAAAUUCUACAUCAAUGUAUCUGGCAAGUGGAGGCCUAAAUAACACUGUUAAUAUUUGGGAUUUAAAAUCAAAACGAGUUCAUCGGUCUCUUAAGGAUCAUAGAGGUGAAGUAACUUGUGUGGCAUACAAUUGGAAUGAUUGCUACAUUGCUUCUGGGUCUCUCAGUGGUGAGAUUAUUUUGCACAGCGUAACCACUAAUACAUCCAGUGCACCAUUUGGCCAUGGGAGUAAUCAGCCUGUCCGGCAUGUGAAAUACUCCUUGUUUAGGAAGUCUCUCCUCGGCAGCGUUUCGGAUAAUGGAGCAGUGACCCUCUGGGAUGUGAACAGUCAGAGUUCAUACCACAGCUUUGACAGUACCCACAAGGCUCCAGCUUCUGGCAUCUGUUUCUCUCCUGUCAAUGAAUUGCUGUUUGUAACCAUAGGCCUGGAUAAGAGAAUCAUCCUCUAUGACACUUCAAGUAAGAAGCUAGUGAAAACUUUGGUGGCUGACACUCCUCUGACAGCAAUAGAUUUUAUGCCUGAUGGAGCCACUUUGGCUAUUGGAUCUUCCCAUGGGAAAAUAUAUCAAUAUGACUUAAGGAUGCUGAAGUCUCCCGUGAAAACAAUCAGUGCCCACAAGACAUCUGUGCAGUGUAUAGCAUUUCAGUAUUCCACGUCUCUGACGAAGCCAAGUUUAAAUAAAGGCUGCUCAAAUAAGGCCACAUCGGUGAACAAAUGGAGUGUUGCUGUGAGUGGUAGUGCUGGAGCUGCUCAGAAUUCCGGAACCAUCAGAGAAGCACCUGCCCCUUCCGUUGCCACAGUCCUCCCACAGCCCGUGACAACAGCUGUGGGCAGAGGAGCCGUUGCUGCGCAGGACAAAGCAGGCUUGCAUCGAAGCAUAAAUACAGAUAUUUUAUCUAAGGAAACAGAUGGUGGAAAAAGUCAAGAUUUCUCCAACUUUGAUGAUACUGGGAAAAGUAGCUUAGGUGACAUGUUCUCACCAGUCAGAGAUGAUGGUGUAGUUAACAAAGGAGUUGAUGAAUCUGCAGGCAAAGGAGAUGGUCUUGACUUUCUAGCACAACUGAACUCAGUGUUCACCUCAAGAAAAAAUCCAAUCACUUCCGGCACUCUGGUGUUGCACUCCAGUCCUCUUAAUGUCUUUAUGGAUUCUCCAGGGAAAGAGGAAAAUGAAAGUCAUGAUCUGACCACUGAGACGAAGAAAACAUUCCUGGGGAAGCAGGAGCCGAAGGACUCCUUGAAGCAGUUUACAAAGUUGAUCUCCUCUGGUGCUGAGCCUGGAAUUCUGAAUCCCUCUCCAUCAUCUAACCAAAUAAGAAAUCUAGAAAACUUUGAAAAGCCAGAAAAAGAAACCGAAGCCCAGUUGAUUCAUGACCCCUCAGUCUAUGGAUCCUCAACUCCAAUUCCAAAGGUAACGUCCUCUGUCACUGCUGGAGUAGCCAGUUCGCUCUCAGAAAAAAUAGUCGAUACCCUUGGGAACAGUCGGCCAAAUGCACCCUUGACCUCUGUUCAAAUCCGGUUCAUUCAGAACAUGAUACAAGAAACUUUGGAUGACUUCAGGGAAACUUGCCAUAGGGACAUUGUGAAUUUGCAAGUGGAGAUGAUUAAACAGUUUCAUAUGCAACUGAAUGAAAUACACUCUUUGCUGGAAAGGUACUCGGUCAAUGAAGGCUUGGUGGCUGAAAUCGAAAGGCUUCGAGAGGAGAACAAAAGACUGCGGACCCACUUCUGAAGACUCACAAUACCUUACUUUUUUAUGAUUUGGGAAGUUUCCGGCAACUAAGAAUGGCACAGAAUCAAUAUUAUUUUCAUGACCUUGACAGUGGAUUUUGCAGCAGGCACUAUUCCAUCUCAGUCAGACAUAUUUAUAUUUUUAUAUUAAAACUGCACAGAAUACCAUCUUCCUACUAGGGAACAGGAUCUUUAUGUUCUGAACGCCUUAGCCAUACACUAAGUGCCCUUUUCCUAAGAGAAGAAAUGUGCAUAUAAGGGUAUUUUUUUUGUUUUGUAAAUGACUUUUUAAAACAUAUAUUUUUGAUGGACAAAUUGUAUUCUAAUUUUUUUUUUAGGUAGUCAACAUUUAAAACAUUUGUGUACCUUCUAUUUUAUGAAGAAAUAAUUUUAAAGUGGCAAUUGGAUUUUUUUCACACUACUGAGAAGUAAUUAUUUUGUUAGCAUGAUGACAUCAGGUAUUACUUAUUUAUUGGUUGUAUGUGUGAUAUGUUUUGAGUGGUACAGAUACAUAGUACCUUUGGCAUUUCUGUUUCUGAGGGCUUUCUAUUCUGGUUACCAAACUUUACAUUUGAAAAACUUAUGAAGGUUUAGAAAUUCAAGGGCUAUACAUCUGCUGAUUGUCUAAUGAAUUAAUGGUAUGCAAAAUCAUACUAUAAGGUUUUAAUCACCAUGGCUCAACUUAUAAUCAAUGAGAAUUUAUUAUAAGAUACUAAAUAUCACAAAAUUGACAUUUUUCCUUUUAAGUGAAAAGCAUAGAUUAUUUUUCCUGUGUUUUAUACCAAUAACUUUCUUAAUUAUAGUAUGCUACAAAUAGUAUUUUUGUAUUGCUUGUCUUACCAUAGCAUUAUUUAUAUAGGUUCAUUAUGAAAAGAAUUUACAUGUUGGAGCAGGUGGGUCAUGCUCAUCUGCCUGAUGCCAUCUACAGUUUCGUAGGAUUGGAUUAGGAGAGCUACUCAUCCAUUUACAUUCUUACUGCCUCUUGCCCAAAGAUUUCAACUAUGUACUUUGUAUAGAGAUCUGUUGUUCAGUUUUGUUUUCUGGGAUCAAACUAUUUACUAAAAUGUCGCUUGGUUUGCUACCUUUAGACUUUUUAAAGUAAUAGAAGGUAUAAGGAUACAUUUAAUCAGUAUAAACCAAUGAAUAAUUAUUUCCAAAACAGGACAAGAAUUUGACUUUUCCCAGUUGAUGCUGUGGUCUUUUCUUGGCGGCUAUGUCAGCAUUAUGACUUGUAACAAGUUUCCUUAUAUGUAACUCAAGCAAAUUAGAAUGCAGAAGUACUUUGUCUAUAUGCUAUAUUUUGAUCUAUUAAUAUUUUCCUAUUCCCCCUUUUAUAGGUGUAUAUAUAUUGUUAUUAAAAGGGAUCUGAUAAAACGAUUUAGUAAUUGUGUGUGUAUAUAGAUAAAGCACUUGCCAUGGAUUUAAAUGCUGAGUACAGUAAAUACAUUUUUUGUAUUCAAAACAUAGACAA
This is a messenger RNA of Phodopus roborovskii (desert hamster), 3457 nucleotides long. RefSeq names its product NEDD1 gamma-tubulin ring complex targeting factor (gene Nedd1). The transcript is spliced from 14 exons. Gene Ontology annotation, molecular function: gamma-tubulin binding. Gene Ontology annotation, cellular component: pericentriolar material; spindle pole; centriole. Gene Ontology annotation, biological process: microtubule nucleation; mitotic cell cycle. Lineage: Eukaryota; Metazoa; Chordata; Mammalia; Rodentia; Cricetidae. The coding region runs from base 5 to 1987 and encodes 660 amino acids. The record is from RefSeq and is a predicted model, not a curated record.